Rattus norvegicus (Norway rat) is the source of this 25716-nucleotide messenger RNA. NCBI's taxonomy places the organism in Eukaryota, Metazoa, Chordata, Mammalia, Rodentia, Muridae. The record is from RefSeq and is a predicted model, not a curated record.
CCAAAGCAAAGAUAAAGCAUGCGUUAACUUACUUUGUUAGGUUUUUUUUUUAAAGAUUUAUCUAUUUAUUAUAUGUGAGGACACUGUAGCUGUCUUCAGACACACCAGAGGAGGGCAUCAGAUCCCAUUACAGAUGGUUGUAAGCCACAGUGUAGUUGCUGGGAUUUGAACUCAGGACCUCAGGAAGAGCAGUCUGUGCUAUUAACCUUUGAGCCAUCUCUCCAGGCCCACUGUGUUUGGUUUUGAGUAGAGUGCUACCACCAGCUCAGUCCAGUCUGGAACUCGUGGGCUUAUGUCAUGUUUUAGCCACAGACUGCAUAUAUACCACUAUGUUUGUUUGUAGACUCAAUAAUUUGAAUAGGGAAAUGUAAGUAAUUAACUAUAACAGGAUUGGAGCAAUGAUGAGUGAUUAGCUAGUAAUAAGGGAGCUGAAAAGAAUAUAGGAAGAGUAAAUAUGUAAUAAAUAGUAAAAAGAGCAAUUCUAAAAUUGGUUUAUUCUGUGUGUGCACAUGUGGGUAUAUGUGUAUGGAUAUGUGUGAACAUUUGUGACAGUGGAGUUUCAGCAUCUGCUGGAUGGAGCCUCUAAGAGGACCUGUGCCAUCAUGAGCAUGUGGAUGUCAGAGGACAACUUCUGGGAGUUCUCUCCUUCCAUCAAAAUGGGCUUUCGAGAUGAGGCAGCUGGGUAUUUUCAUAAAGCAGUGAAGCUAAACCCUGAUUUCAACGAUGCAAAGGAGAACUUCUAUCGUGUGGCAAACUGGUUGGUAGAGCGCUGGCACUUCAUCAUGCUUAAUGACACCAAGAGAAAUGAGAUUUAUAACGCGGCAAUCCAGAAGGCAGUGCGGUUGGGCUCCAAAACAGUGCUGGACAUUGGCGCCGGCACUGGGAUACUGAGCAUGUUUGCCAAAAAAGCUGGUGCACACUCAGUAUACGCCUGUGAGUUAUCCAAGACCAUGUAUGAGCUCGCUUGUGACGUCGUGGCUGCAAACAAGAUGGAGGAUGGGAUCAGGCUCCUGCACAUGAAGUCACUUGAUCUAGAAAUACCAAAGCACAUUCCUGAAAGAGUGUCCCUAGUUGUAACAGAAACUGUCGAUGCAGGUGUGUUUGGAGAAGGAAUUGUGGAGAGUUUAAUUCAUGCAUGGGAGCAUUUACUUCUGCAACCACAGACCAAAGGUGAAAGUGGAAGUUGGGGGAAGUAUGGAAAAGUGAUACCGGCCAGUGCGGUCAUAUCUGGGAUGGCAGUGGAGUGUGCAGAGAUCCGAAGGCAUCACAGGGUUAGUGCUAAGGACAUAGCUGGUAUACAUUUACCAACAAAUGUGAGAUUUCAGAGCCCAGCCUAUGCGUCUGUAGAUCCCGAAGAAACGGUUGAACCAUACACAACGGAAAAGAUGAGUGGAAUCCCUGGAGGAUACCGGCCUUUGACAGAAUGCUUUCAGAUUAUGAAAGUUGAUUUCAAUAAUCUCCAGGAGUUAAAAAGUCUGGCAACUAGGAAGCCACACUCUCUUAGUGUACCUGCUGUUAAGGAAGGCACGCUGGACGCGAUUAUGGUCUGGUUUGUUCUCCAGCUUGAUGACGAGCACAGUUUGUCCACAAGUCCCAGUGAGGAGACCUGUUGGGAACAGGCUGUUUAUCCAGUACAGGCACUUGAAGACUACUGGAUACAGCCUGGAGACCAAGUGACAAUGGAGGCAUCUUGUCACGAUUGUUACCUAAGAAUCCAGGGGAUCAGUAUCUUGCAUUUGGAACAUGAAAUGGAAGUUAUAAAAAGUUUUACCAAGAGUAAAGACUUGCUCUCUCUGGGAAAUGAGGCUGAGCUCUGUAGUGCCCUGGCUAACCUUCAGACCAGUAGACCAGAAGCUCUGGAGCAGACCUGUGUGUUAGAGCCCACAGAGAUCGCUUUGCUUAAUAACAUUCCAUAUCAUGAAGGCUUCAGGACAGCAAUGAGGAAGGUAUUGUCUUCACUGGCCCCAGAGACGCCGAGCCAGCCCAUGGAAGCUCACUGUCAGGACAUGGAGACGAACUUGGAGAGUGCACCAAGCACCUCUGACCCUUUCUAUGUGUUGGAUGUGUCUGAAGGCUUCUCUCUUUUGCCUAUACUUGCUGGAACCCUUGGUCAGGUUCAGCCCUACAGUUCUGUGGAGAAAGACCAGCACUGUAUUGCUUUGGACCUCAUAUCUGAAGCCAAUCACUUCCCUAAGGAAACACUUGAGUUUUGGCUGCGACACAUAGAAGAUGAAGCUGCUGUGUUGCAAAGACCCAAAUCAGACAAGUUAUGGAGUAUAAUUAUACUAGAUGUCAUUGAGCCGUCUGGGCUCAUCCAGCAGGAGAUCAUGGAGAAGGCCGCAAUAUCCAGGUGUUUACUGCAGUCUGGAGGCAAGAUUUUCCCGCAGUACGUGCUGAUGUUUGGAAUGCUGGUGGAGUCACAGACGCUGGUAGAAGAGAGUGCUGUUCAAGGAACAGAACACACUCUUGGGUUAAACAUAGCACCGUUUAUUAACCAGUUUCAGGUGCCUAUCCGGGUCUGUUUGGAUUUAUCUUCCUUGCCAUGCAUUCCUUUAAGCCAGCCAGUGGAACUGUUGAGAUUAGAUCUGAUGACUCCAUAUUUGAACACUUCCAAUAGAGAAGUGAAGGUCCGUGUGUGCAGGUCUGGCCGAUUGACCGCGGUUCCAUUUUGGUUUCAUUUGUGCCUGGAUGACGAGGUCAGGUUGGACACCUCAGGUGAAGCGUCCCAUUGGAAGCAGGCUGCAGUGGUCCUAGAUAAUCCCAUCCAAGUACAAGCAGGAGAGGAACUUGUACUUAGUGUUGAGCAUCACAAAAGCAACAUCAGCAUCACAGUGAAGCAGUGAGACCACGGUCACACAGCGAAUAGCUAGAGACACGGCCCAGCAGUUAAGAGCACUGGCUGUUCUUGCAGAGGACUGGGGUUUCAAUUCAGCACCUAUAUGGCAGCUCCCAACAGUCUGAAAAUUCCAGUUCCAGAGGAUCUGAUCCACUCUUCUGGCUUCUGUGGCUACCAGGCUUGCACACUGGUAUAUUGACUUACAGGUAGGUAAAACAUCCAUACACAUAAAAUAAAAUAUAUAAAAUAUUUUAUAUAUAUACACAUAAAUAUAUAUACACAUACAUAAAUACAUGUAAAUAUAUACACAUACAUAAAUACAUAUACACAUACACAUAUAUAUACAUAUAUAUACAUACACACACACACACACACAUAUAUAUAUUUGGAAGAACAUUUGUUGCUCUUGCAGAGGACCUAAGUUUGGUUCCUUGCCCACAUAUGGCUUACAACCAUCUAUAACUCUAGUUCCAGGGGACCUGAUCCCCUCUUGAGAGCUCAAAGCACAUAUAUAUACACUUGGAAAAAUAAACUUAAGAAUAAUUUUUUUAAAAAAUGAUGUCACCUUUAUUCUUUUAGUGAAAGUGUUCAUAGUGUCCAAGAGAUACGGGUGUAACAAAGUUAAGGUGUUUUCUUUUUCUAGAUUGCUGUUCCUGGCGUGGUCCUAGUACUCUGACAACGUGUUUGCAACAAUAAUUGCUAUCCAGGGGUAGGCCAACUAUGAAAAUACCAUAACAGCCAAGGAAACACCAAUCAUCCCUUACAAUCUUAGGAAGUAAAGGGUACUGAGAGUACCUUGUGCACUUGUGUAUUUGGUCUCGUGGGUAUGAAAAGGAAGGAAGGAGAGUAUUGGUGCAGUAGAGGUAGGGGAGGGAUGACAGAAGAGGAGAGGGAGCGAAGAGAGGUUAAGCUUCAGGUAACAGCCCAGCCCAGCAUUAUUUUCCACAGAGAAAUGGAAAUAAAUAAGGGGGAGGGUAGAGAACAACAACAAACUUGGCAGGAGUGAGCAUAGGGAGCGCUGGGUGGGACAGGGCUGUUUGUUCAGUCUCUAGUAGAGGCCGUCCCAAGGAUUCUCUUACAUUCGCUGUGUGAUCACGGUCUCAGGGCUUCACUGCGAUGCUGACGUUGCUUUGUGAUGCUCAACACUAAGCACAAGGUGUUUUGGUCCUGGUUUCUAGAUGCAUCACUGCCUGGUCCUAGCUAUCGGUCACAGCCCAGUUGUUGCCCCCACCCCUACUCCCAAGGAUCUUGUUUUACAAACCGUUCUUGUUUCUGGGUUUCUUUCUUGCAGACUGGGUUACAGAUGCUGAGAAGGUCUCACUCACCUGGUUAAUCCUUCAGGAAAAUGUUGCCCAUGUUGACCCCAGUUGCUGACCCUCCAGGAAUAUGGUUGCCGGUGUUUUAUAGCCAGGUUCCAGCAUGUUGUUUACAUAGCUUAUGUCUAAGCUCCCCCUGGCAGACUCUGGCUCUCCUGGUCACCAGAUCACUGGAUCCAGAGUUUCCUCUGGAAUAUGGUUCACAGCAUGUCUUAGGUUGCAGACACAAGGAGUGGUGAGGGGAACGGGGGUCUUUUUGAAAUAAUCUCAAGGCUGCUGAUAGUGUCCAAUCAGCAAAUUAUCCUGGACAAGGGCUGCACUAAAAGCAGCAAGGGAAUGAGGCUUGAUGUGGGACGUGUUGGGAGCCACAUGUGCAGCUCUCAGUGCAGACAGAGUGAAGGAUUAUGAAAAGGCACAGCCCUGUGGUGUGGCGACAGGAAUAUGAAGCGGCCUGUACAUCUGCAGCCAGGAAGCAGCAGACAGCACCUGCUGGGGAUUUCUCUCUCAGCAGGGCUGCUAUUCUAUCAUCGAGUUCUUUAUAAGAACGCCUCUUAAGAUAGCUAUUGUUUGCAGGUCUUUUCUGGUAUGUGCGCUGCUGGUUGAUAGCUUCCCUUUGCUCUGCAGAAGCUCUUGGUUGGUACAGUUGUCCUUGUAUCUUUACAGGGUCUCUAGAUGUGGCAGCUAUUAGGUGGGUGCUAUGCAUGGGAGGCGAUGACGAGGACAGGUACAUGCCCAGUCCUGGUGCUAUCUUAUAGAGCUGUGUGAUCUAGGGCCAUUUGAGCCUGCGGCCGUGCACACAGACACCGUCUGCUGUGGAUGCGGCAGAUGAAGUCCUCUUCAGUCAUUGGUUUGCCUUCAUGGACUAAAUUUAUGGUGCGAUAUUCUAAUUUUUUUAAGAGUAUAAUUACAUUUCCCCCUUCCCUUUCCUUCCUCUAAACCCUCCAUUUACCCCUCCUUGCUCUCCUUCAAAUCCAUGGCCUCUUUUACCAUUGUUAUUGUAUGCAUAUAUGUAUAUCCAUAUAUAUUCCUAACUAUAACCUGAUUUGUCUAUAUAGUGUUUUAAAUUCAUAUUUACAUCUUCAAGGCUGGCCAUGUGGUCCUAGAUAACCAGGUAUUAUUGUGUUCUUCCCUGGGAUGGACCAUCUCUCCUAGUCCAAGCUUUCUGUAGUUGCCUAUAGUUGUUUGUAUAGGGCUGAGGCCUGUGAGCCUUUUCCUUGCCCAGUUUGUCCAUUGGUGUCCUCCUUGUUCAGCUCACAUUGGAGACACAAUCCCACAGCAAACUCCCAGAUCCUCUGAUUCUUACCUUUCUUCUCUCUUCCACAAAGUUCCUGAGCUGUAGGUGUGGAAGCGUUUUAUAAAUGUGUCCACUGGGACUGGGCUCUGCAGCGGCUCUAUAUUUUGAUUGGUUGAGGUGUUCUCUAAUGCUCUCCAUCUGUUGUACAGAAGUUCCCUUGAUGAGGGGUAAAGACUACACUCAUCUGUGGGUUUAAAGACACAGCUUAUAGUUUUUCCCCAGGAUUACGAUGAUUUACUAGAUCAGUGGUAUAGCUUCCCCUCCAAUAAUUACUAACACAAUUAGUUAGCUGUUUCUCUCUUGAGCAGGUCUGACGUCUAAUUAGAGAGCUGUUGCUUACAGCCAGGGCAUGCAUACCACCACUGCACACUUUGGGAUAUCACGUCAUGCUGGUGGCUGAUGUGGCCAUUAUAGCUGUGUGUAGGACCUUGGAAGCUUGGAUGGUGCCUUCUGAUGGUGUGGUCGUCUUAAAGUCACUGCCAAAGCUCAUGGUCCGGGGACUCGUGUACUCUCUUACUUGGUUAUAGGUCUCAUAUUUGCAUGUCUUACACCAUAAGUUGGUGUCUGGUGUAAAAUAAGGGUCCAGUUUCAUGCUUUGGUAUGUGGAAUCCAGAUUUCCUGGGAUAAUACCCUGGAUGCAAACUAUUUUUUCUACUGUGGUGGGGUCCACUCGGAUCUAAGACAACUCAAACACCAGGUCAGUGCAGAAAAGUUCAUUGUAAUCAACCCGCCACUGAUCUAUCAGGGAUGCAGAACAGACUCAGGAAUUGAACUGCAACCUGAGCCAGAAUGCCACAGAGCUUUUAAGCACAAAAAUCACAAAAGCUACAACCAUCUGUACCAAGUUAGUUACAUUUUCCUCCAAUCAGGAUUCAGGGAUAGGGGACUUUACUUGGAACAUUUCUUUGUGGUACACGUAUCCUGCUCUCAACUGUGUUGAGCAGACCUGCCUAAUAUUCAUAUCUCAACUUGCCAACCAAGAUGUAGCUCAUCCAGGGAGGUCUUGGGAACUUAAAGUUUGUUUAAUCCCAAUCAGUUUGUUUAAUUCAAAAUGGCCUCAGUUUGGCUCCAUCUUACGUUACUAUGCCCACUCCGUGCCCUUGUCAACAAUUAUUCUGAACUGCCCAUUUCAUUCGACUUGUUUUGUUAGCACCACGUUUCUUUUUCCUUAAAACGUUUUUUUAUUAUUUAUGUGUUUGAGGGUUUUGCAUGUAUGUCUGUGUACCAGUGUGCACACCUGGUCACUAAGCUUAGAAGAGGUUAUUACAUUUCCCAGAGGGCUGUGAGCUACCAUGUUAGUGCUGGGAAUCGAUCCUAGCUCCUCUGGAAGAGCAGCUAGUUUUCUUAACUGUUGAGUCAACAUUCCAGGCCACCAUAUUUUUGACCACUGUAGCUUUGUAAUAAUUUCUUUUUUCUAGAGAUGGGGGGUGGGAGGGCUCACUCUCUUGCUCAGGCUAAUCUCAAUCUCUGGGGCUCCAGUGACCCUUUUGCCUCAGCUUUACAUGUGGGGCUGACUGCAGGUGAGCCAUGGCACCCAGCUUGGGUUCACGUCAGGGAGUGUCCAACUUUCCUCACAAGAGGUGUGGCCAUACUUUUCAUUUCUAUAUGAAUUUUGGGAUUAUUAUUUAUUUAAAUAAUGCCAUUAGGAUUCUGAUGGCGAUUACAUUGAAUUUAUAUACUUAUAAGCACAGUGUGGACAUGCCGAUCAAAUGCUAUAUUCUGACUCACAAGGCAUCCUUCCAUUUAUUUUCAUCUGAUUUUGUUUUUCCAGGCUGGCAUGGAACUCGAGGUCCGCCUGCCUCUACUUCCCAAGUGCUGGGUUUGAAGGUAUUGUGGUGGUUUUGGCAGAAGCAUUAUGUGUAGGAAAGGCAAAUCCAUAACCAGAGUAAGUAUCUACUCGAAUAAGAACAAAACGUCCUUUCCACGGAGGAAGUGGUUCAAUGUAGUCAACCUGCCACCAGGUUGCUGGCUGGUCAUUGUGGGAAAUGGUGCCUUAUCUGGGCUUCAGUGUUAGUCUCUGCUGUUGGCAGAUCAGCAUCUGUAGCCAGGUCAGCUUUGGUGAGUGGAAGACCAUGUUAUUGAGCCCACGAAUAAUCCCCAUCUCUGCCACCCAUGACUGCUUUUUUCAUGUGGCCUUUAAGCAAUGACAGGGAUGGCUGGGGGAAAAGCCUGGCUGUCCACAGAAUGGGUCAUCUUGUCCAUGGAUUAGAUUACUGAACUCCUCGGCUGAAGUCACCUUUUAAUGAGCAUUUACAUGAGACAUAAGUAUCUCCACAGCCUUUGUCCAUGUGGAGAGAUCUGUCCGAAUACUUCUUUGCCAGAUGUCUUUCUCACCAAUGUUCCAAUCAUGAUCAUCCAUCCAGCGAAUCAUCCAGUCCAUCCAAUCCAAUCCAAUCCAGUGAUCAUCCUAUGAUACUGGCAUCUCCAAUACACUGGGGUUUUCUGAUGAACUAGGGUUCACCAAUAGUCUCUCAUAGGCUCUCUUCAUGGUGCCAAGCCUCAAAUCCUUUGAAUUGUUGUGCCAGGGAAAUGUUAGUGAGCCCCCAAACAGAGACAAGAGCCAGUCUCAUGUAACUCACAUUAGGGUCUUUAUUCUAUUCCAGCUAGCUUGGGCCACCCCUCCAGCACAUCACUGUCAUGCAGGACAAUUUUGGUGGUGGGGGAGCCCCGAAUGUCUAUGGGGCAAGGCUUUAUAGUAAGCAUCAAGCAGGGAGUACAUGUGCAAGCAUCUAAUUGGAAAGCUACUGUAUGUAGCCUUUAACAUAAUUGGCUAGUGUUAGGAGCCAAUAAUUUCUGCUCCCCUCUACAUUGGUGGUUGUUAGGCAAGAGAUGGGCUUGUAACCUGGGGGUGCAGGUUUGCUGGAAUAACCUGGAGAAGCUGGUAUUGUUGAGAGUCUAACCUGGAAACACUAGUCUUUUGGGGAAUUACUAGGCUCAGGUUUUGUUGGGGGGCAACUUGGAAACUAAUGCUAGGUACCAGCCUGUUAGCUUACCCGAGUUCAAAUUUAGGUCUGAUUUUCUAAAAUGGCAUCUGAAUUUAAAAGAUUUGGCAUAUCAGCAUGACCCCCCUUCAGUCCUGGCCAUCAACUGCUACUGAGGCUGCACCUUUACCAAUGGCCGGCCUUCCCUGGCCGCUCACAGUACCCAGCCUCAGAUGCUCUCCAUGACCCCUUCAAAACUAGUAAACUCUUACACAGCACCAAGUACAACUGCGUAUCAGGUACUGCACAUCAGGUACAGCCUUGGCUACCUCUGGACAUAGCUUCUCUGUGCUCUCAGGAAACACUUCCCAGAUUUCACCUCGUGAUGCUGGUCUCUCUUAUUUUUAAUUUUAUUUUUCUUGGAUAUUUUGCUGGUCUCUUCUUUUUUUUUUUUUUUUUUUUUUUGGUUCUUUUUUUCGGAGCUGGGGACCGAUCCCAGGGCCUUGCGCUUCCUAGGCAAGCGCUCUACCACUGAGCUAAAUCCCCAACCCCUGCUGGUCUCUUCUUAAUCACUGCUAAUUUUUUUAGCUCCAGCUAACCAGCAUCAAUUGUCCCAGCAGUCUCUUCUAUUCUUGACUCUAAAGCCAGAGCCACAUGGCCAAAGCUACUGAAUUCUGCUGCUUGCUGGAGCUGGGACAUGGCCCCACUUGUUCUAUUUCAUUUCACUAGCUUUCUGUUUUCCAACUCUUUCACUGAUUAAGCUUGGCUGUCUUGGAACUUGCUCUGUAGAUUGACUGACCUUGAACUUGGAGAUAUGCUUGGCUCUGUCCCCAUGGGAUUAAAGGUAUUUCCCAUCAUGCCUGGACUUAAGCUUUUCUUCACCUAGAACCUGCUCUGUUCAAGGAUGGCUUUGAAAUCAGAGAUCUGCUUGCCUUUGCCUCUUGGGAUUAAAGGCUUGUUCUGCCAAGCCUAGACCUCAACUGUGCUGGAUAGGAUCUUGCCCCAAGGUCACCACUCCCUCAAUCCAGUUCAAUAUCCUUGAACCCAGGAUUCAUCUCCAUUUCACUUCCUGGUGCCCCUUUAAUACUUGAACCAUAUAUUUUAUAUUUUUCUUUUGCUAUGCUUGUUUAAAAUGCUCUUCAUGAGCCUUAACCAGAGAACAGUCUAUGGUGGGAGUGUCUGAGACUUCCUUGGUAAAUGCAAUUAAUCUGAGUCUCUUGAAUUUAACCUUGGGCAGACUCUUCAGACAAGAGCAAAAAGUAGCCACAUUCUUCACCAAAAUACCACAAAAACAGUCUCUGGGCCACAUAUUGAAAUUCUCCACUAAAACCUCUUGGGCCCAUUAAGUCCCAUUUAAAAUAUUCCACUGCUUUCCAAAUCUAGUCCCAAAACCUGGAUUCUUCCAAACAAAACCAUAGUCAGGCCUAUCACAGCAAUACCCUGGUACCAACUUCUGUCUUGGUUAGGGUUUUACUGCUGUGAAAAAAUACCACGACCAAGGUAAGUGUUAUAAGGACAACAGUUAAUUGGGGGCUUGCUUACAGUUUCAGAGGUUCAGCUAUUAUUAUCAAGAUGAGAGCAUAACAAAAUCCAGGCAGGCAUGGUGCAGGAGGAGCUGAGAGUUCUACGUCUUCAUCUGAGGACUGCUAGCAGAAUACUGGCUUCUAGGCAGCUAGGAUGAGGGUCCUAAGAUACCAGCUCUAGGUACAGAUCAUAAAAUCCAGAACAAGAUCAUAAAACCCUCUCCCAAAGAACAGCCUAGGGAUAACCACAGAAAUGAGGAAAUGUCUUAUUUUAGAAUGGGCCAUCUACACUGGACAGCCCUAUUUCACGAAUGCUCAUGACAUAGUGAAAAGCUCUCAGGUAGAACUUUCCCUCGGGAUGGAGAUCCUCUAACUCCAAAGACCAGACCGAGACACCACAGGAUGCAAUCAGCAAGAGGAUUUGGUUUAUUUGGUUAUAUGAUCAAGAGUGAGACUUAGGGGCGUUGUUAGGGACUGUCCCAUGUUAGUUCUAAGGAAGAUUAGAACACAGAGAAAACAACACCAACAGUCAAACAAACAACAGACAGGCGUGCUGCACGGCUUUGGUACCAAACUGAAAGCAAAAAGUCAGAUGGAGGUGGCAAAGGUCCGGGGCCCUCUGAAAGCCAAAAAUACAGACAGAGUGCCGUUAGUCCGGAUCUUUCUCCUCUCCCAGAUUGGGCCCCGAAAAGUCGGGCCCCUAACACCCUUGGAACGUCUUCCAGGGCUGCGGGGCGAGAAGUCCGAGCUCGUCAGCUCCUUCUUCGUCCCGCCCAAAUUCCAAACAACCUGGCUGAGCGCUCACAGAACAGACCUGGCUGAGCGCUCACAGAACAGACCUGGCUGAGCGCUCACAGAACAGACAGAAUAAGGCAGAACGAGACAGAAUCAGACAGACGCCGGCCGGCUUACCUCCCAGUGGGUGGUCGGUGGUCCCUGGGUGGAGGAUCUCCUUUCCCGGCCAACGCACCAAAUGAAAAGCUCUCAGGUAGAACUUUCCCUCGGGAUGGAGAUCCUCUAACUCCAAAGACCAGACCGAGACACCACAGGAUGCAAUCAGCAAGAGGAUUUGGUUUAUUGUCGGGAUACACAGGCACAGGCACCUGCGGGCGCUUCAGUCACUUGGGGGACUGGCGCGCCCCACGGAACCAAGGAUGGGCUUUUAUAGGAUUUUGGGGAGCAGAAGCAAGCAUACAGAAGCAGAUGCAUGGUUACAGGGAUAUAAUUGGUGGAUUCUAAUAUGGCAAGGGUUUAGCCCGGGGGCAAGUUUCCUAGCUACCUUCCUGAAACAUAACGGCUGACUCGGCCCCCCAAGGGUUCAGCCCGGGGGCAAGUUUCUUAGCUACCUUCUUGGAACAUAACGACUGACUCGGCCCCCCCACCAGGGUGUGGGACCUCUCCCGGGGCUUUUUUUUUCAUUGUCAGGUGCUCAACCGAAGUCGUCCUGUUGCCAGGCCUUCAACCAAACACAUCCUGCUUGGCAGCCGCUGUGUACUCAGUGUUCUAACCUUUCCCUGAACCAGUCAUCUUAAAUACAGCCUUGCAAAAUGGCGUUACUGCUGCUAAGCUGGGGUCUUUCAUUCCCCCAUUUUUUUUUUUUUUUGUUAACUUUGAGUGAAAUCUUUCACUCGACUUGGUCAAGAAAUUUCUGUCUGGUGGGGGCUUAUUCCCCCACUGACUCUAGGCCACAAAAGGGCUAGGAGGAGCCACGUAGGAGUUUUAACUUUAAGGGGUUUGGAGUGCGCUGAACUCUCCAUGUCUGGGGUGUAGUGUUGUGAUUAGUCAAUUCCUCAGACCGGACUGCCUUGACGUGUGGUGCGUGGAUCUAAGCCGAGACUCCGUCUACCUUUAGGGCGGUCGGGGUAGUCAGGAGGACGGUGUAGGGUCCUUUCCACCGUGGCUCCAGAUUCUUGGUCUGGUGUCUGUGCACCCACACGGUGUCUCCAAUCUGGAACGGGUGUGGCACCACCGGAUGCUCAAGCUUGUCCUGGUAAGCAGCGGCCAAAAGUCUCCAGACGUCUCUCUGCACAAUCUGUAGGGCCUGUAAAUGGGCCCUCAGAGAAGGGCUGUCAGCAAAAUCAGCAAUGUUUGAAUCAAAGAAAUGGACAAAUGGGGGUGGUGCUCCAUAUAUUAUUUUAAAAGGAGUUAGACCAUGGGGGCCCAGGGUAUUCCGGGCCCGAUAUAGAACUAGGGGAAGGAGGGCCACCCAAUCCUUUGAGCCAGUUGCAAGUGUAAGUUUGGAUAAAGUCUCCUUAAUUGUUCUAUUUAUGUGUUUUACCUGACCUGAACUCUGGGGUCUAUAGGCACAAUGUAAUUUCCAAUCAAUCCCCAGCAAUUUGGCCACCAACUGACUUACUUGGGAGACGAAAGCGGGCCCGUUGUCCGACCCCAACGCUUGAGGCAUGCCAUACCUGGGAAAGAUUUUCUCGAGGAGCUUCUUAGUGACCAUUUUUGUAGUCUCGUGUUUCGUGGGGAAGGCUUUGACCCAUCCUGAGAAGGUGUCUACAAACACUAGGAGAUACUUGUAUCCAUAUAUACCUGGUUUAAUUUCAGUAAAAUCAAUUUCUCAAUGGAUGUCGGGACGGUGUCCCCUAGGACGAACUCCUUGUCUAAUCAUGGUCCUUUCCGGGUUAACCUGAGCGCACGCUUUGUAACUCUCAGUCACCUUUUGUAUCGCUUUGUCCCGAUUAAAAAAAAAAACACAGAUUUAUCUCUUCCCAAUCUAGUAAGGUUUUUAUCUUCUUAAACCCCAAAUGGGUUAAUUUAUGUAAAAAGGAGAUCAAUUCAAAAGUCAUUUUCAUUGGCAUAACUGUCUUUUCUUUGUAGACCCACUGUUUUAGUUGAGGGUGGUAGAUGGCCCCCAUUUUUUUAGGAGCUCUAUGUCCUCAUGGGCAUAAACCCAACUGGUUUGUCCCACUGGUGGGGGCGUGGGUUGGUCUGGGCUAUUUAAGGGCAAGAUUUGUUUGCUCAUGGCCGCUUUUCGCGCCGUGGCAUCGGCCAGCCGGUUUCUUCGUGCCUCUGGGUUGUGCCCUUUCUGGUGUCCUGGACAAUGUACUCAGUCUUUUGGGCAAGAAUAGGGCUUCUAAGAGGGCCAGAAUUUUAGCCAUAUCUUUACCCUCAGAUGUGAGCAGCCCCCGCCUCCGGUAGAUCUCCCCGUGGAUGUGUGCUGUGGCAAAGGCAUAACGGCUGUCUGUAUAUAUAUUUAGCCUCUUACCUUUUGUCAUCUUGAGCGCCUGAGUCAAGGCGAUGAGUUCAGCCCAUUGUGCGGAGGUACCAGCAGGCAGGGCUUUCGCCCAAAUCACUUUGUCCUCCGUAGUGACUGCAGCUCUAGCCUUUCGCUCUCCCUCUGCCAAGAAGCUGCUGUCAUCCGUGUACCAUGUGUGGUCAGCAUUCUGAAGAGGCUGGUCCGAUAGGUCUGGCCUGGUUCUAUGUACUUCUGCGAGGAUUUGUAGGCAGUCAUGCUGUUCUGCCUCCUCUGGUAGAGGAAGCAAGGUGGCAGGAUUGAGGGCGACUACGGGCCCAAACUGAACCCAUUCUGCAUCCAGUAACAAGGCUUGGUGUGAGAAUUAGAGAGCCAGCGGUCUGGGGGCUGCUUUACCAAGGCCUCCACUGCGUGGGGUGCUAGGAUGGUGAGUGGCUGUCCCAAAGUCAAUUUUCCAGCAUCCUUGAUCAGGACAGCAAUAGCAGCCACCAUCCUUAGGCACGGUGGCCAGCCGGAGGCCACAGGGUCCAAUUUCUUAGACAGGUAGGCCACAGGGCGUUUCCAGGGUCCCAACCUUUGUGUUAGGACCCCUUUAGCAUACCCCUGUUUCUCAUCGAUGAACAGUUACUGAGCAAAUUGUAAGGGUUUGGAACAGUCGGAUGAAUAUCUUCUAUCCUCUUGUUGACCUUUCUCAAGUCUUGUACUGGCCUAUAAUCUCCAGUGCCGGGUUUCUUAACAGGCAGAAGAGGCGUAUUCCAAGGCGACCGGCAGGGGAUUAGGAUGCCUUGAUCUAGAAGCCUCGUAAUGUGAGGCCUUAUACCUUGAUAAGCUUCAUGUGACAGGGGGUAUUGUUUUAUGGAGACUGGAGUUGUAAUUAAGGGGGGCUGUUGGAGCGCCAACCCCAUCCCACCAGUCUCUGUCCAAGCCAGUGUCCUGUCCCGGUUCAUAGGGUUAGAACUUGAAGGGGAGUUCGGUGGGGGCCAGUUAUUUGGGCCCCUCCUUCCUCAAAAUGAAUUUGUGCUUUUAGUUUGGUGAGCAGAUCACGGCCCAGCAGAGGGUACGGGCAGUCCGGAACAUGUAAGAAGGAAUGGGUCACCUUACCAGUAGCCAGCUGAACCCGGCGGUCCGUAGUCCAUCGGUAUUGUUUCUCACCAGUAGCUCUUUGUACCCAGGCCGUCCGGUCGCUGAGUUGUCCUGAAGCUUGGGUGAGGACUGAAUGCUGGGCUCCUGUGUCUACCAGGAAAGUAACCGGCUGCCCCCCAACUUUAAGCGUUACCCUGGGCUCGGGGGGGGGGCUCCUGGCCCUGACCUCCCUAAUCUUUAUCUAGAGCCAAGAGGGAGGUUCGUGGUCGAGGCUUUCGGGGUCCGCCAGGCUUCUUGGGGCACUCUCUGGCCCAGUGCCCUUUCUCUUUGUAAUAGGCACAUUGAUCUUUAUCCAGCUUCAGCCCCUUUCGAGCUCCCCCCUAUCUCCCUUCCUUUUUUGGCCCUGAACUACGGCGGCCAAGAUUAACUUAGUCCUGAUACCUGGAGCAGCCUGCCAGAUGAAGGACAUAGAGACACUCGUCAUUUGUCCUGGGUCAUCUGGGUCAUAGGGAGUGUACAUACGAUAGGCCUCCUUAAGUCUCUCUAGAAAGGCGGAGGGAGUUUCCCCUGCUUCCUGUAAUACCUGUUUUACCUGAGCCAAAUUAGUAGGGCGUCGUAUAGCCCCUCGGAGACCCGCUAGAAGCAACUGGCGAUAAAGGCGUAGGUGUCCCUUACCUUCAGCUGUAUUAAAAUCCCAGUUUGGUCCUCAGGCAGCUGGGUGGGACGCCCAUCAUCUCCCAGAACAUGCUUUUUGGCCUCUAGGAACACUUUGUUUUUUUUUUUUUUUUCCUGAGGUUAAGAGGGCCUGUAAGAGCUGUUGGCAGUCAUCCCAAGUAGGCUGGUGGGUAAGUAAAACAGAUUCUAUUAGGUCGGUGAGUGCCACCGGAUCUUUGGAGAAAGAAGGGUUGUGUUGUUUCCAAUUGUAAAUGUCAGCUGCUGAAAACGGCCAGUAUUGGGUCUGGCCACCGGUUCCCUGUCUAAGUGGGAAAGCCUGGGAGGUUGAAUCUGGCAUCACCUCGCGCUUAUUGUGUAAUCUCCCUGCGACAGGGGAGAAACCCUUAUCAGACUGUGGCCCGGCAACUGAUCUGGCCGGCAGCUCUGCCUCCUCCGUUUCAGCCGGGCCUGUCAGAGAGAAGAUCUAUGAGAGGGGAGUUUGGGUCUGCCGGGAGGACAGGUUUCUUAGAAGGCUCUGAUUUCACAAAGGUAGAGAGAGGAAGACGUGGCCGGCAGACCGGGCGGGGCCGAGGGGACAGGCUGGGGGUUGAGGGGAGGCCAAUUCGGGUCCACGAAGGGUUCCGCCCGGGGGGGGGUGGUUUAAAGCGAGACUCUCUCAAGUGAUAAUAUAAGAAACCUGGUCAGGAUGUCCGUGGACGACCCGAUCUUUAACCUGUAAAAUAAUGAUCUUAUUAAAUGUGCCAUUCACUGGCCAUCCUGCUCCGAAAGUGGGCCACUCGGAUGUGUAGAGAGUCUGCCCUUUUCCUUUUUUUUUUUUUAACCUCGACAGACUGGUUGUGUGCCCGGUCGUGGACGUCUUUCUAAUGAUCAAGAGUGAGACUUAGGGGCGUUGUUAGGGACUGUCCCAUGUUAGUUCUAAGGAAGAUUAGAACACAGAGAAAACAACACCAACAGUCAAACAAACAACAGACAGGCGUGCUGCACGGCUUUGGUACCAAACUGAAAGCAAAAAGUCAGAUGGAGGUGGCAAAGGUCCGGGGCCCUCUGAAAGCCAAAAAUACAGACAGAGUGCCGUUAGUCCGGAUCUUUCUCCUCUCCCAGAUUGGGCCCCGAAAAGUCGGGCCCCUAACACCCUUGGAACGUCUUCCAGGGCUGCGGGGCGAGAAGUCCGAGCUCGUCAGCUCCUUCUUCGUCCCGCCCAAAUUCCAAACAACCUGGCUGAGCGCUCACAGAACAGACCUGGCUGAGCGCUCACAGAACAGACCUGGCUGAGCGCUCACAGAACAGACAGAAUAAGGCAGAACGAGACAGAAUCAGACAGACGCCGGCCGGCUUACCUCCCAGUGGGUGGUCGGUGGUCCCUGGGUGGAGGAUCUCCUUUCCCGGCCAACGCACCAAAUGAAAAGCUCUCAGGUAGAACUUUCCCUCGGGAUGGAGAUCCUCUAACUCCAAAGACCAGACCGAGACACCACAGGAUGCAAUCAGCAAGAGGAUUUGGUUUAUUGUCGGGAUACACAGGCACAGGCACCUGCGGGCGCUUCAGUCACUUGGGGGACUGGCGCGCCCCACGGAACCAAGGAUGGGCUUUUAUAGGAUUUUGGGGAGCAGAAGCAAGCAUACAGAAGCAGAUGCAUGGUUACAGGGAUAUAAUUGGUGGAUUCUAAUAUGGCAAGGGUUUAGCCCGGGGGCAAGUUUCCUAGCUACCUUCCUGAAACAUAACGGCUGACUCGGCCCCCCAAGGGUUCAGCCCGGGGGCAAGUUUCUUAGCUACCUUCUUGGAACAUAACGACUGACUCGGCCCCCCCACCAGGGUGUGGGACCUCUCCCGGGGCUUUUUUUUUCAUUGUCAGGUGCUCAACCGAAGUCGUCCUGUUGCCAGGCCUUCAACCAAACACAUCCUGCUUGGCAGCCGCUGUGUACUCAGUGUUCUAACCUUUCCCUGAACCAGUCAUCUUAAAUACAGCCUUGCAAAAUGGCGUUACUGCUGCUAAGCUGGGGUCUUUCAAUAGGAGUGUAGAACACUGAUUAUUUGUAACCCUCUAGCACCCACCAAUGAAACUGUAGAUUGCUUAAUCCUUUUAGAGAGGUCCUCUGGUUCCCUAUAAGAAGGCCUGCAUGUCUUUGUCUGGGGUUGCCAUUUUAAAGAAUGGUUGACCCUGCAUGCUGGUUAUUAUUGCAGAAUAAACGUUCUUUGUUUUUGAUUACUAUCUGAGUCUGAGGUCUUCCUUCAGCAAUUUUUGGAUCCUUAAACCCAGAGCCCCUGACACCAACUUGUCUUAGUUUGGGUUUUAUUGCUAUGAAAAGACACCAUGACCAAUGCAACUCUUAUAAAGGAAAACAUUCAACUGGGGCUGGCUUACAGGUUCAGAAGUUCAGUCCAUUAUCAUCAUGGCAGGAGGCAUGGCAGUGUGCAGGCAGACAUGGUGCUAGAGGAUCAGAGUUCUACAUCUUGACCCACAGGCAGCAGGAGAUUGUCACACUGGCCAGACUUGAGCAUAUACAUGAGCCCUCCAACCCCUCACCCACCCCCAACUCCACAAUGACACACUUCCUCUAACAAGGCCACACCUCCUAAGAGUGCCACUUCCCACGGGGCUAAGCAUAUUUAAACCAUCACAGGUGUACAACACUGUCGAAAAUUCAAAAAAUGUUUGAUUUCUAAUCAAGCAAUUUUUGUUGAAGUAUUAAUGUGGUUCUGCAUUCUGCCUCACCAUGAAGGGGUUGGGAGCCAGUGGGCCAGCAGUGAGCCCAGGGCCAGGGAAAUCUGGUUUAGCUCAGGAUGAGCAUAACGAAGACCUCUUCUCAAGGAGGUUCUUGAUCAAAGAUAGUCCUUACUUGUCCAAACUGUUUAUUCAUGGUGAAAAGAGGCCUUACUCAGGGUUGACCAGAGAUUACAUACCUUUGAAGGAAGAAAUAUAUGGGAAGGGAAGCUUAUUGGCUAAACCCUCUAGCUGGCCUAUCUAGAUAUGCUAGGCUCUAUGCUUUGUGACUAGUUGUCAUGGUCCUUAGUGGGUUGUCUUGGUCACGUGCUUCAGGACAGGACCCAGGUCAGGAGCAGAUUCAAACAUCUACAGUUCUCAAUUAUGGGAAUUGCCAGGAUUCCUUAUUCUGUUCGACCUUACUAGUUUUUUUUUUUUUUUUUUUCUGAUACCAUUUUACUUGCCCCACAUAACUAGACAGUGGUGGUGUACACCUUUAAUCCUAGCAUGUGGGAGGCAGACCCUUGAGUUUGAGGUCAGCCUGGUCCAUAGAGUUCUAGAACAACCAGGGCUAUACAGAGAAACCUUGUCUUGAGAAAAAGAAAAAGAAAGAAAAAAAAAAAAAAGACACAUAAGAAUUUUAAGAGUUUAAAUACAGUAUAAUUAUGUAAAGUUAAAUGGCACAUGAUUAGGAUUUGACUAAAUUCAAUUAAUUUGAAUUUUUAGUCCAGAGAAUUACAUUCAUGCAGUGGUAUGAAGCAUUGAUUGAAUUUUAUUUUUAAUGUUUAGUAGUUGUUAUCUACUGUUUGAAUAUGAUGUUCUAACAGUUUAAACAUUGUGGUAUAUAAAACAUAUACAUAUGUUUCUUGCCGAUUUUUGAGAUGUUGUAAUAUUCUGAACCGUGCAGAUCUCGCUGCCAAUAAAAAGGAGGUGGCAGCUUCAUGAGUCUGUGGAUGAGUCCGAACCCUCUGGAGAGUCUGAGAAGUCAAUCACAAUAUCGUCAGAUGGCUUUGGUGAAGAAAGUAAAUACCGUGAAGUGACUGUUUGUAUGUGGUCUUGAUAGUGGUUUUUAUAAGGAAGCUCCUGUCUAUAAGGAAGGUGAACGACAUCCUGGCCUGUAUCAUGCCGCGGCUGCUCUUCUGGGAUGUCCAUAGUGAUAUCCUGGCCUGAGUAGAGCCUUUGUUGCUCUUCUGGGAUUUCAUUCAAGAUCUCUUCAUAUAGGUUGGCUAUUGAAAUGGGGCUCUGUGAAGUGAUGGUCUGUCCAAAUCCCUGGUACAGGCCCACCGGUGAGGACGGCUUGGAAGAGUCUUGUGAAGACGCUGAGAGUAGGCUGGAGUGUUCAUUAUGAUCCGGGUCUCCAGGGAAACAUUUCUUCUUCGGGUAACCUCGCAUUGUCCUCCCUGUACGACAAUAUAAACUCAUUAACCAUUUUUAAACACAGGGUUCUAAAAGUAGCUUCCCCUCCCCGUUAUCUCCCCUGAAUUUGAAGUGCCUACAUUAUGGUAAGGCUUUAAACAUGUUCUUAUUUCUUAAAAACUACGGAGUGGCCAAGGCAGGGGAAAUAUAAUAACUCACAUAUUUGGGCUGAGGAGAAAUCUGUAAAGUGCAGGCCACACAAACAUGAAGCAGCUGAGGUAAAAAGCACAGAUAAAAAGCUGGGCAUGGGUUUGUGUUUGGCAGUGAGAGACAGGAGGGUCUCGGGCUCUCUGGCCAACCAUCCUAGCUGACAUCUGCGAGCUCCAGGAGUGAGACUGUUUCAAAACCCAAUCUGACAGCUCCUGAGGAACCACACCCGAGGUUCAUCUCUGGCCCCCACACGCACGCACACGCUCAGCCUGUUACUUACCGACACGCCUUACUUGUUCAGAAAUAUCUUCUCUGAUAUCAGACACAUCCCACAUAGCGAGGAAGGAGUCAAAGCAGGGGCCUUCCUCUGCUUCAUGCACAUAGGGUUUAUAGGAGAACGUAUAAUGAUGGGCAAUUGCCGCAAAGAACAUUUCGAUGCAGAUUAUGAAAUCCUACAAAUGGCAACAAAAAUAUCUGACAUCUUUGUGGUUAAAUCUAGUUUUCCAAACUACUAACUUUUUCAAAGUUAUUUAGGGUAUCAAUUUUUUUAAAGUUCUAGACUAAAUUCAUUUUCAAAACUUUUUCAAUUCUUCAAAACAUGACAAGCCAUGAUUUACAUUUCUUUUGCAUUCCUUCAGUCAGUAUUUCUCAAUGUUACCCAAGGACUGAAAGGUAGCAUGCAGAUAGAAGUGGACCAAGAAUAAAAUCAUCAGCAGUCAGUACCUACAGGUCACUGCAUUACACGGUCAGCUGACAGUCUCACCCCACUGUUGGCACGUUGUUCAGGGCAAUAUUGCAUCAAAUGGCUUAACAAGAAAAUGCCCUCAGGGGUUGGGGAUUUAGCUCAGUGGUAGAGCGCUUGCCUAGGAAGCGCAAGGCCCUGGGUUCGGUCCCCAGCUCUGAAAAAAAAGAACAAAAAAAAAAAAAAAAAAAAAAAAAGGGAAAAAGAAAGUGCCCUGAGUUCAGAGAUGGCACUAAAUACCUGCAAGCCUGUGGCCACAGCUUCGGCGCUUUGCCAUUCCCAGGUACGCUUUUCUGAAAUAACGCCCACUUUAACCAACAAAGCAAUAAGUACUGCUUGCCUAUAAGUCAAGAAAAGGUCAGUGUCAUAUCUGAACCCUGAAAUGCCUGAAGGUUUUAACAAUAUGCAACAUGGAUAUGCUGGGAGGUGGCUCACUGGGUGAAGCACUUGCUGCGGGAGUCUGAGGACCUGAGUGGGGAUCUCAGAGCCCAGGUGAUGCUGGUGCAGCAGGCAGUAUACAACUGUACACCCAGCCAGUGUUCCUCACAGGAGCAGGGGGUGGGAAGAGACUGCAGGUCAGCAAGCCUGAGGUGUGCAGAGGAGCAACUAGAAGCCCCUGUCUCAAGUGGAGGAUUGCUCUCUGACCUCAGUAUGCACAGACAGCAUACACAUGCCCCACUCACACAAUAAGCACAAUGUAUCAUAUACCAAAAGAUUAAAAAAUACGCAACUAGAAACAGUUAAGGCCUCAGAGUGCACUCCAGGACUCCAUAGUAUCCCUGCCUUCAGGGCAUAUUCCCAAACAGGUUGUGUUGAUACUACCUUGUCUUAUGAAUUAAUUCUAUUAGCUUCAUAAGAUGAAUUUUAUUACAUAUUCUCACAACUUCAUCAUUUGGUUUAAAUAUCUUUUUAUUGCUUUGAAACCAUAUACAAAUAAUUAGAUUCUAGGUUCUAACAGCUUGUAAGUAAUGGCCUGAUUCUCAAGUGUGUUUACACAUGUAUUAGUAUUAAUUACUAGGAUUCUAUCACUCAUUCAUUCAGAUAGAGGGCUUUUCUAUAUAACCAUGGUUGCUCUAGAACUUGCCGACCAACCUGGCCUCAAACUCAGAGAUCUGGCUGCCUCUACCUCCCAAGUGCUGAGGUUAAAGGUGUGUACACCACCGCCUGGCACAGGACUAGCUUUUCAAAGAGGUAAACAACGACAUUUUCCCACCUCAUACUCACAUUAUCUUAAAACACUCUUAACCAAUGGCUUUAUUUCUGGUAUUUAUAAAAUAAGAACAUUUAAGAGAAAGCAACACUUACCAAAAGGAGACAAAGACGACGAGUUUCACACAGAGAAACUUGCCAACAGGUUGUAUAGGGCUGAGCUCUUCCUUUAAGACUUUGUAGAACAGCAGUAGGCAGUACAUGGCAAACUAGAAACAAAAGCAGCGUUCAACUGUACACCCACAGAACAGACGACCACAGAACUGUUGAGGCCAAAACCAGAGCCUGUUCUACAGUAAUAUUCUGGGCAGAAUUUACUGCAAAUUAGACAGUGUUUAGAUUAAAAACAGGCUUUGAUGUUUUGCUGCCAAUGUAUAGAAGUGAAAUUUCUCUAGAGAGAUAAGGUAACAUUUUCCCUGGCACUCAAUGAAAGACCAAAACAACAACAAUGGAACAAAAGAUUUUCCUUCAGCCGAAAGAAAAGAGCAAAUACGUAUGUUAUGCUUUAAACACAAACUACCACUACUUUUGUAAGGAUUUAGGCUACUUUUAUUCGCAAGUCUCUUGCAUAACAUUUACACAACACCCACUACACACACAGAGUUUAUUUAAUUAAAUUAAUUAAUUUGGCUUUUCAAGACAGUGUCUCACUAUGUAACCUUGGCUGUCCUGGAACUUGCUUUGUAGACCAAGUUGGCCUCGAACUCAUAGAGAUCCACCUGCCUCUGUCUCCCAAGUGCUGGGACUAAAGGCCUGCCCCACCACUGCCCGGGUCAUGCAGUUUAUAAGUCAACACUAAACAGGUACAGCUCCAAUACAACUCUGACCACGAGCGCUGCCUCAUACAAACAAAUUUCCUUGAGAGGAGUACAUUAGUCCACGUUACAGACUCCCGCACUACAGCCAUGGCUUAGUGGCAUAGUGCAUGCCCAACAUACAUGCGGCCCUGGGUUCUAGUUAUCAUACUACUGAAAGAAAAGAAAUGGGGACUCUAAGCAGAAAGCCAUUUCUUAGUACCUAUGAACUGAGCCUCAUUCUGCAUCAAACCCAGAGCUGUGUGUACUAGACAACAUUCCUCCAGAGAUAGUCCGCAAGUUCUAAACUAACUUUCCAGAAUCUGUUAGGAACUAAAACCAAAUUUUGUUGCCCAGUAUCUUUUUCAACUGCAAGUCGCUAACUUCUGUGUAUGUUUCAUAAGGUUUACUUUUAGUAAGUGUGCAGCUUAGCUGUCCUGGAACUCACUCUGCAGACUGGCCUUGAGCUCAAAGAAAUCUGCCUGCUUCUGCCUCCCAAGUGCUGGGACGAAAGGCAUGUGCCACAACUGCCCAUCAAAUUUUUACAUUUUUAUUUAAAUUCUAUCCUAUUAUAUGCCAAUUAGACCUUUUCCUCUUACUGAAUAAGUGUCUAUUAGGUUUUAUUCAGAAGGCACAUAAUGUACACACUCACACAGCUGUGCAAUGACGAGUAAACAGCAGGUCUGCAUGUAAGUCACCAAAUCAUUCACGAACAUAUACUACAUGCUUAUAUUGUAUAAAGAUACAUUUUAAAGCUGCCUCACAAUCUAUGUACCAAGUAAAAGAAUAUUUCUCUAGAGAAAUAGUGCCUGAUAAUGAAAGACCCUCAGAGGAGUCUCUCGCUCCAGUCCUGAGGACACUCACCAACCCACGAACACACUCAGUCUUGAUGUAAAAACAAGAGGUUUACUUUGGGAUACCAAUGUAUUGGGGCUCGACACGGUCCUCACGCAGGACCGUGUCCUUGUCCUUGUGUAUUUUGGAACAAUGGGUCAGAAGAUUACUCCCCCCAACCAGUCUCACGCUAGACCACUGGGGAGAGGUGAGGGCGAGAGUACACAAACUGUCAGUGGAGGUAAAAAAAAAAAAAAAAAAAAAAAAAAAAAAGGGACCAAGGCAGACCAUCUGCACCUCUGAGUGGCCAACUUUUCAAGUCGAUUGGCCCCCUCAGGGAUCUUCUAAUAUGAAAAUUAUAAAGAGUGUUAAGAAAGUUGUUUUUCAGUCGGGGCUGCAUAGACAUCCGCCUCCUUGGGGAAAAUCGUGGGCUAGUUGACCCCGGCGACUGCCAGACCCACAGAUUCCGGUGGUCCAAACUUCCAAGGGGGAGCCCUCCCAACCGGCUCCUCCAAAAGUCUAUCCUGAUGCUCAGGAGGAUUUGCUCCUCCUGGAUUCUCCUUAUUCCCCUACCCUCUCGCCUACCCAACCUCCUGAAUCCUCUGCUCCUCCUGGCUGCAGAUGCUUCUGGUCCUGCCCAGGAGACGUACAGCCAGUGAGCACUAACCCCUGACUCCUCUACUGGUCCGAUCCCUGUUUUUUCCUUGCAGGCUGAUGGACCUCCCCCGGGUCUGGGUGAGGGGAUGCAGCCCCUUCAGUACUGGCCUUUUUCUUCCUCUGAUCUUUAUAACUGGAAACUUAAUCACCUCCCUUUUUAGAGGAAGGGGGGCAGGCGCGCAGGCCGGCUAAUAAGGAAGCUGCAGGCUGUGCAUGGGCAGUGGCCUGAGCCAGCAGGAGAGGAAUUUCAAGGCAAAGGGGCCGCUGGCCAUGGCUGACGCUUUGACAGCAAAAAGAUAGCACAGUGAUUGUUUUAAAGUCUAUCAUGAGUCCUUUGGCCCUGAAAAACAAUUCCAGUCACUGCCUUCAGUGACCAGACCUUCAACAUUUGCUCACAGAAGGAGAGCGUUCAUUAAGAGAACUUUCUUUGAGGGAGCCUGCCUCUCUCCCCUUAUCCACUGGCCCUGUUCCAAGAGAGGAUGUUAGGAGCCAUAACAGGACAAGCUAAUAACUAGCAGGUGAUUAUCCUGAGAUGGCCAGUCUCGGAUUAUUAUAUAAUCUGUGACUGGUCCGCCCUUAUUAAACAAUGCUGUUAAGAGAUUCAUUUUAGGAAAGAUUCCUGUUUUAAAUGCUGAAAAGAAAUGCAAAGAGAAAUAACUUAGAGACUAUAGGUAACAUAAGAGAGCAGUGUGCAGAAUGCAGAGGAAAAAUGAAGAAGCUGGAGAGAGCAGAAAGAGCAGGCAGUUUUUUCCUUACUACGGGACAGAACAAGUCAUUUCUUAAUAGCAACACAGGCUUAGUCUUAUUAAAAGGAACAAACCUUUUUCUCUUACAAAAUUUGGGUUUAAUUCACUUUGCAUUAAAAGGGUAAAAACAAUUUCUUUCUCUAUGUAAUAAAGACUGGGGCUCAUCUUUCAUCCAGAAUGAAUGAGUUCUUUCUGCACUGAUGCUUGAACUUUUACUCCAUAUGCAUAUGUAAGUAUAGAUGUAUAAAAUGUAUACAUGUGUAUGUAUAAAAAUAUAAUUGUGAUAAUGUAUAUAAGCUCGGCCCAGCUAAUUUUGAAUAAAAGUAUAUAAAUGUACAUUUAUUAAAUCUGUGUGUAAAAGUAUAUAUGUUUAUACAUAUUUGGCUAUGUAGAAGCUUUUCCUUCUACAAGCGCUAUUCCUUUCUCUUGGUUCAAUAACAGUUUAUUGCUCCAAACUUCCCCCUGGCCUGAUAAACAAGAGGCAUAGGGACAAAAGGGAAAAGGCUCCAACAAGUAAUCCUCUACUUUUAUCUCCUGCUGUUUGAAAAUGAGGUGCUAAGUGCCAGAGACUGUAGUUUCUGGCCUCAGAGGAACACAGAAGGCAAGUCAGUUACAAUAGCAGAGCCUAGUGACUUAGACAUAGAUAAGUAAAUCAGCUACAGUAACAUAGUAACUUAGACGUAGAUAAGUAAAAUUAUUAUAUAUACAGCAACCCUAAAUAUCUCGUAAGACAAAGUCUUACCCUCCACCGACGCUCUUCCCCCUCCACUGCCCCAAGAAGAACCAACAGGAGAAAGAAGACUAAUGCCGGGGAUGGUCCCUGGAAAGAGGAGGUCUCCAACAUUAAGGCACCUUCCCUGUUAGUCAUUAGUGACAUGGAGAGUGUCUCUGAUCCUAUCCCCACAGCAGCCAGUUCCUGCUCUUGUGGUCAAAAUGCCCCAGGUUGGGGUGGGGCAAGGGUGGACAAAAAAACCCCUAAAAUAGUUUCAAAAAAAAUCUGCAGCAAACUGCAAAGAACUUUGUUUUGCCAGUCAGAAUUCAGAAUUCAGGCUUUGGCUGUGGCCAAGGUCAGGAUUAAUGUUUUCUUUUCCAUGGGCCUUUAACCCAGUGAGACAGCUUGGUGAAGGGCUACUACUACAGUCCCGGUAUUCAGAGGCACGGAGAGAGCUACAGCCUUGUCCUAGGAACUCCAGAAGAGAAACACCUGCCAAGACAGAUAUCCUUGGUCCUUGUCCUGGGAACCCCAGGAUAAGAAAACAUAUAUCAAGUCAGACGUCCUUGGUACUGAAAUCGCUACAUUGAUGUGGUUACGGCCUUAUCCCAGGAAUUCCAGGACAAGAAACAUCUGCCUAGUUAUCCUUGGCACCGAAAUAGCUGAGCUAAUAAAACUGUGUAAUCUUUUUUUUUUGGUUCUUUUUUUCGGAGCUGGGGACCGAACCCAGGGCCUUGCGCUUCCUACCACUGAGCUAAAUCCCCAACCCCAAAACUGUGUAAUCUUAAAUGACUAUUUAAGCUGUACAUUUCUGUUGUUCGAGGCUCUUCACAUCCCUCCUGCGUGAGGACCGUGUCGAGCCCCAGCGCACUGGUAUCCCAAAGUAAACCUCUUGUUUUUACAUCAA